Hordeum vulgare subsp. vulgare (domesticated barley) is the source of this 876-nucleotide messenger RNA. Its product is annotated as uclacyanin-3-like. Gene Ontology annotation, cellular component: plasma membrane. NCBI's taxonomy places the organism in Eukaryota, Viridiplantae, Streptophyta, Magnoliopsida, Poales, Poaceae. Bases 105 to 722 code for a protein of 205 amino acids. The record is from RefSeq and is a predicted model, not a curated record. Gene Ontology annotation, molecular function: electron transfer activity. The transcript has 2 exons.
AGGACACACUACACAUACAUCACCACUUCCUCUUCUUCUUCGGAGAUCAUCGGCGGUGAAGAACCCGCUGAGAGCCCCCGCUGCUUGGUUUUGAUACGAUCGAUAUGGCGCCGGCAGCAGCGUCUCUGGUGAUCUGUCUCUCGGUGCUCGUCUUCCUCUGCCCGACGUCGUCGGCGGCGGCGCCGCUCGGGAAGCGGUACAGGGUCGGCGGCCCUGAAGGGUGGCGCGUGCCCCCGCAGCAGGACAAGGAGAAGUUCUACGUCAAGUGGGCGUCCGCCAUAACCUUCUUCGUCGAGGACUCCAUCGAGUUCGUGUACAAGAACGACUCGGUGAUCAAGGUGAGCAAGGCUGGAUACUACCACUGCAACGAGACGGCGGGCGUCGGCACCGGCGCCGUGCCGAGGGACGGCAGCACGCUCUUCCUCCUCGACGCGCCAGGCUUCGCCUACUUCGCCAGCGCCGACAUCGGGCACUGCAACGCUGGCGAGAGGCUGAUAAUUAACGUCUUGGCCGCCGAGCCGCCGGCGCCGGCAUCAGCAUCGUCGCCGGCACAGGCCCCGAAGGCGCGAUCUUCUUCACGACCGCCGACAUCCUCGUUCGCUCCCGCGCCAGGGCCGGCACCAUCGAUGGAGUAUUCAUCCGCCGCGGGCGGGCCAGUCGUGGCGUCCCUCGCGCUCGCCAUGGCACUAGCUGCAGCGUUGGUCAUGGCCUGCUUUAUUUGAGCAAACCUAAGUAGGUUACGUGAUUUAUUGGCCAGUUAGUGUGUGAUGUGAGUGUGACAAUCAAGGACAACGAUCUAGUAUCACCGUAUUAGUUUUCAUGUAUCGGGUACUGUCUUCUCAUGUGGCAAUAAAAACAGCUAUUCGAUAUUUUUUU